Serpula lacrymans var. lacrymans S7.9 is the source of this 2474-nucleotide messenger RNA. RefSeq lists its product as uncharacterized. The transcript is spliced from 8 exons. NCBI's taxonomy places the organism in Eukaryota, Fungi, Basidiomycota, Agaricomycetes, Boletales, Serpulaceae. Bases 28 to 1863 code for a protein of 611 amino acids. The record is from RefSeq and is a predicted model, not a curated record.
GACCAUUCCCCAAAACACCAGUACGCCAUGGCCAGCGAUGCUGCAGAAACAGCAUCGCGACAAGUUGGCAAAGGACUCGAGCCCCGUUUCAAUUUCGACGAUGCCUUCGCUGACGAGGAUGGCGAAGACGAGAUUUUCGAGUUUAGUUCCGCAGCCAUUCGGAAACAGCUGGCGGAGAACUAUACAGUGUCGGACGAUACACCAACUGAGAGUGGUUCUGUUAUUCUGGGACAGGAUACAUCUGUGUCCACAUUUGACCUCGAUGGCAGCAUAGCUGAUUCGAGGUCGAGGUCGCUUUCCCCGUCCGAGUCCCCGCAGCCGCGAACUCCAGAAGAGCUUGACGCAGAAGAUGGGUUCUCGCAGGUAUCGCUCUCAGAAGGGCACGCGGAACUAGAAGCCACAGAAGAGAAGCAGAUAACUUCCAACGGAGAUGCGAUCUCCACAGACAAGGAAGGGGCAUACCCUGCCGUCCAUAUCGAUGUCUCAAAGUCACCAUCCAGUCGCGUGGAAACGGCCACAGACAUAGAAACAAAUACACGUUAUACAGAAACAUAUAGCUCGAAUGAUAAGCUUCCAAGCUCAUCGUCAAUUAAUCCCGUUUCUCAUUCAUUUGUAAAUGAAGUCCAUUCCUCCAAUUUACCUUCGUCUUUGUCUCUUCCCCUGUCGAUAGGCUCUGCAAGCUCAUCUUUCAAGCAUAAACCAGCCCGUUCCACGGGACCCAGUGUACUUCAGCAGGUAGUCAGUAAAACAAGACCACCAUUUUUACCCCCUAAAAGUCGUGAAGAAGAUAAAAGGCACAUGGCAGACUGGGAAACCAUGAUGAAGCACAGCCGAGCAGCAGAGGAAAAGCGAAGAAAGGCUCUACAAGAAAGGCGAUUUGCUCGCGAAUCGAAAAUAGAGUUGUCUAUCCCUAUCUGGGAGAAAGAGAUUCUACCGGACUGGCGGGUGGUCAGCAAAAAGUCCACGCUCAAAAAUCUCUGGUGGAGUGGGAUACCCACUAAACUGCGCGCUAGCAUGUGGGAACGAGCGGUCGGUAAUCCUCUUGCUUUAAGCAAAGAUAACUACCGCACAUGUUUUGCAAGGGCAAAGCGGGCAUUGGCUUCUGGCGUGUUCCCUUCAGAAACUAUACAUCUGAUUGAGGAAGAUAUAUUAAGUACUCUUCCUGCUCUUCAUAUUUUCCACCCGGAAACAGGACCGCUAUACCAGGAUCUCAAAGAUAUGCUCUGCGCCUGGGUCGUUUCCCGUUCCGAUGAAGGCCUCGGAUAUGUCACGGGGAUCUCGAAGAUCGCUGCUAUGUUUCUGAUUAAUAUGCCUCCUCAUCAAGGCUUCAUCGUCAUGCGAAAUCUCUUGGAGCGACAUUGCAUGCGUUCUUUUUACGGUGGGGCUGCAGCGAAAGAAGAGGUUGAAGCAUACUAUCGCAUUUUUGAUACAUUGUUGGCCGAUGGGAUGCCAAAGAUCUAUUUCAACUUCAAGCAACAUCAGAUCUCUCCGUCAGCUUAUCUUCCAGAUUGGCUAAUCCCACUUUUCCUGAAUCACUUGCCAUUCGAAGCUUGCGCGCGUGUCUGGGAUGUCUUAUUACUUGAAGGAGAUUCCUUUUUGUUUCGUGCAGCUCUCGCCAUUCUGGCCGUGCUGGAGCCUCGUCUAUUUUUUCCGGACCGACGAGAACUGUUGGAACUACUAAGGGGAGAAAACAAAGCUGCGCUGGAUGUAGCUAAACGGGAUGCUCGCCCACUAGACGGCGGUAAGUAUGAAAUUUACGGCGUCGACGAGGAAACUCUUUGGGAAAGAAUCGAAAGCAUGGAGGAGUGGUGGAGAGAGAGCACAUGGAAGCGACUGAUACAGAGAGAACUGCCGGACUUGUGAUUCCUGUAUGUGUAUACAUGUACGAUGUGAAGCUACUGAGACCCCCGAAAUCUGGAGAAAUACCCCGGAAAUAAUGUAGACGACCUACCCGUAUCAUUGCCCAUCACUACUGUCACCAUCUUCCACCGCGUCUUUGUAGAAAGCAUACAUUUUCCGCCGAUUGGCAUCUCUCGUGUCUUCUUCGCUAGCUAUUGUAAACAUUUUUUGUAGAAGAGCUUUUCUUAAAGGACCGUCCUGCGAUGUUUUUUCCUCUUUGGAGCUUGACAGACAGGCGUUUGUGAUAAGAGUGGGAUAUGUAGAGGUCAGGCGAAGCUUUUUGCGGCUCGGAGGAUCUUCUGAGCGAGUUUGUUUUAGGGCGAUAAAAAGAGGUUCAACAACGGUUUCCUGUAUGUGUUUGUACGUCGUUUUGGUUGUGGGGGUACGUGCUGCCAAAUUGAAGAAUGGAAAUACUAGCGUGUAGAGUGGUGCGGGAUGAGAAGAAGAGGAUGAAGUCAUCGCCUUUUCCAGCUCUUCAAGGUAUAUAUCUGCGAGAUGGAACGGCAGACUAGAGGGAACACGAAUAUCGCUUGGACAUAGAGGCCCACCCGAUUCGAUCAAUAUAGAAUUAUACU